AUGUCGCGCUGUCCACCCACAUCGCAAUCGAGCGAGGAUUUGCAGAACUACUAUGAAUCGACUGUCCCUCAAUGGACCAACGUUGAAACAGAUUUUGCCGCUCCUCCAGAAUACAGAUAUAACAUCAACGAUGGUCUCCAACCGCAGGGUCUCGGGAUCACGGCCCCAUUCCCCAGUGAAUAUCCACGGACAUCAGCGCCAAUCUCCAACUAUGCGUUUGCUCCAAGUGAUCACCAGUAUGCCAUGGGCUACGGGCCCACUAUCUCACCUUCACUGCCACCACCAAAGAGGGUGAAACGAUCUGCGUCGGAUGCGAGAGGACCCUCUCGGAAUCCCAGCACACCUCUCAACAUUCUCCCGGACCCAGAAGGCGUGGAGCGUCUGCAACGCGAGCGCAGCUACAGCACGCCAGGUACAGCUCCAAUGCCGUCCAAACCCCGGGCGCCCGGCCGAGGUCGUCGAGACCCAAAGGCCGAGGAGGAAGAUGCUUUCGUGGAGGAGCUGCGCGACAAGGGCACGGCGUGGAAGAAGGUUCGGGAGAAAUUCUACGAGCGAUUCAAUAACGAUGCGAGUGAAGCUCGCCUACAAAUGCGACUCCUCCGCCGCCGCAAAGAACGGCUUGCACGUUGGGAAGAGCAAGAUGUCCGACUCCUCCUAUCGGCUUCCGAUAUGUGGAAGAUCGAAAAGUAUGACUUCAUCGCUAAAAAGAUGAAAGAAUUGGGAUCAACAAAAGAGUACACACCGGAGCAAUGUCGGGCUCAAUUACGCUACAUCGAAGUCAAACAGCGAAAUGCAAAAUCCGGCAGUAACUCCCCUUCCACUACAUCAGAUGAAGCAGAGUCGCCCUUUGAAGGUCCGUCCGAACCUCGCAAACGCAAAUUCUACGAGCUCGAAGGGUGA
Penicillium diatomitis is the source of this 900-nucleotide messenger RNA. RefSeq lists its product as uncharacterized. The transcript is spliced from 4 exons. The record is from RefSeq and is a predicted model, not a curated record. The coding region runs from base 1 to 900 and encodes 299 amino acids. NCBI's taxonomy places the organism in Eukaryota, Fungi, Ascomycota, Eurotiomycetes, Eurotiales, Aspergillaceae.